UAACCUCACAAUUAAAAAGAAAAACAAAAGAGAGAAAAAAAAAGAAUAUUCAAAGUUGUCAAUGGAGAGAUCAAUUACUAGGAUUUUUGUUAGUAUUUUGAUGAUGUUGAUUGUAGUAGGAAAUGAAAUGUAUAUUGUUAAUGGAGAUAGCCCUUAUGCUUGUUGGGGUGGAUGUUACAAUCAAUGCAUAUUAUUGAAUAUGAAACAUAGAGUACCUACAGGAAAUAAUCCUUGUUAUGUGCAUUGUCUAACCAAGUGCAUUCCUACUUCUGCUUCUGAAUAUCAGGAUUAUUGCAAAAUUGGAUGUUCUUUGGAGCUUUGUGUUGCUACUCGUUUCGAUGCUGGUGCAAAUCUGGAUGCAUGCUUUGGAAAUUGUGGAAAUAUUUGUAGGAUUUAAGCUUAGAAAAUAUUUAUUUCCACAACUCUUUAAUUUUGUAUUUAAUCUUUUAGUACUUAAAAAUAAAUGGUUCUUUGUUGUUUUCCAUUCAGUGUGUAACUGAAAAAUUUGAUAGCUGCAUUUUGUUUCUUUUCCUCCUUUUGUAUGUUUUAAUUUAGUGAUAUAAAUACAAUAACAAAUUUGGCUGAUCCAA
This is a messenger RNA of Solanum dulcamara, 590 nucleotides long. RefSeq lists its product as uncharacterized. Bases 62 to 397 code for a protein of 111 amino acids. The record is from RefSeq and is a predicted model, not a curated record. NCBI's taxonomy places the organism in Eukaryota, Viridiplantae, Streptophyta, Magnoliopsida, Solanales, Solanaceae. The transcript has 2 exons.